AUGGUCGAGAUGCCGAAAUGUACAGAUGGAACGAGAGAGGUCGGCGAAGGGUCCCUCGACGACACUGUGCCGGAGGGUGUUCGAAACGAACAAGCCCGAGUCCUCUCUCAUGGGUGGCUUCUGCUAGCUCCCAUGUCGCAGGCCUCGAGGCACCGAUCUCUGACGCCUUCCAUCGAGAUCCAGCACCUGACAGACCCCCUCCUCUCUGUCCAUCGACGGUUCAAGUCCCGCAGCUACAGCUCUGCCGAGGAGCUCACCAUCACUGCCAACAAGUCAGAAUCCAGCUCUUCGACGCCUUCCGUCAAGACGGUCGUUUCUGACGAUACGCCUCUCCUGAGCGCAGGCAUUCCAGACGCCCCCUCUGUCCCCACCGUCGAAACUCUUCCAAACCCGGUCGGCACCAAACGUCAAAUGUUUGCACAAUAUCUCAAUUUCAACAGAGCUGCUGCGGCUCGGCCAGAAGUUUCUGGAACAGAAAUAGUGGCAGGCGACUUCGACAACACGCCCACCCCGAGUACCCGCCCAUCAUUUGAGGAGACAGUUGUUCUGGCCCCAGGAAAAGGCAUGGCCUCGACCCUAUCCUCAACUUCAAAAUCUGCCGCCGGCCAUCGACAUGCGCUGCUCAAGACCCAGCCCGGCCGGGCCAUGGACGUAGACCGAGAUCUUCCUGUUCCCCCUAUUCUGAGUCGAGAGCCCUCUACCGAUACGGUUCCGUUCCUGCGUGCGCAUUCGCCAGUCACGUCCGAAGCGAAACCUACGGUAGCAGACGAAAGUGCGCGCUCGCUCCGCGCUACAGAAUCACCGUCUCCUGACCGGAUUCCUAUCGGGCCUCCCAGACACCCAUACGAUCAACAGGAGCGGCCAUGCAUCGACCCAGCACUCCACACUACACAAUCCCACAGAAAGGUGCAGCAUCCCGGGCUUCUGAAGGGCGCAGACUUUUGCGACGCCGGCACGUCAGGACAGCUCGCUCAACAGACAUCGCUCCCACCCACAGACUCGGGAAUUGUAUCGUCUACAUCUUCAGAUCCUGAGAUCUUGUUGGUUCAGGUACAGCGCACACUGACUGGGGACGACCUUUGCCCUACAACCAUACCCAUAGAAAUUCCAAAGCACGCUGAGCACAGCCGUGCCACAAAGGUUCGACCAGCUGCUGACCUCAAGCCCUUCUACCAUCACGAGAAUAUCAACCAGGGGCAGCAAAGCCACCCAGCUGUGUCAAAAGUUGCUCCCUUUGACGCCUCGAGGGAGGAAGAGCACGUUUCUGACGCCCAGACCUCUAUGGAGACUUCUAGCGGUGAAGACAGCCCAGACGUGCAAACUGCUCUUGUUCCGGAAAACGUCUCACGAAAGGUGUCUGUUACCCCUCCAGACGGACGCACCGAAGCAACAGCAUAUCACCAACUCGAAGUCUCUGGAGUAAGCGUACCCUGCCUAGACCACCAACACGUGUCCAAGGUACAGCCAUUGCACGAUGACGCAGAUGUAUCAAGCCAGGAAAAAUACUUCGCUAUCGGGUCAGACGAUUCGCUCCAUAACGAUGAACACAAUGAACAAGUGCAUGCAUCUCCUGCCACCAAAUCCACGGCCACCAAGGGUGCAGCUCUCGAUUACAGACGCACAGCGAAAUGGCUCCGAGAUUUACUGCGCAACCGUGAUGGAUACAGUGCAGCGUUGACUGAGCGUCCUGGACGAGCCGAAAGUAUGCCGCGCGGAAGAGACAGCAACGAGAGCACUGAGCCGCUUCCCAUCUCGUCUGCUCGAAGAUCUAUGUCCCCCCGCAGUUUGACACGUGAAUCCACGUUACCUCCAUCGAAAAUCGAACCCGGCGCCUUCAAGCACGCCGUCAAUGAGAUGGAGCGUCUACUGGAUGAAGCUCUUGCGGUAGCUUGCCAGAUUGUUGAUCAUCAGGAGGCCACGCAGCAAGACUCGGUGAAGUCACCGUUGCUCUCGAACCCCGAGACCCGUGGGGCCAGGACCCUCCCAAACGACGACACACAUACACAUCUGGAGACUAUUGACCUGGAAGAUCUUGAUGACUUGACAAAGCGCAAGUACGGUCGAGCUGCCACACUGCCGAUGCCGGCUCAUCCCUGCCUACGAAUCAACACACCCGAAGAGUCAUCCGACGGGCCAGAUGUCAUAGAUUUCAUUGCCCAGUACGGUACGCCGCGCAAGGGAGAUGGCUCGAUCCGCACCAGGUUGGCGAACCGACGGGCAGGAGAGGGGAGCAACGACGGAGAUCUUCCGGACGAUGAUGCUGCAGGCCGCGGAAUACGCCACGGUCGAGGCAUUAGCCUUCGGAACAAAUCUCAUGUCAGUUUGCCUGGCGUCCGGGCUUUCAACCUGCCCAAGUCACAUCGACGACAACCCAUCGCACGGGACUGGUCACCCGCCCGCAAGCAGUUUGUGGCCAUAGUCGCGUGUACAAGCACGGCACUGACCGGAGUGGUUCUGGGCAUCUACGCCGGUAUCGUCCCUUCCAUCCAGUACUACAUUCUCGACACCACGCACGCAACCGUCUACGGCAAUGUUGGAUACCUCUUCGGCGCUUCUCUGAUGAGUGGCAACCCUCAUCAGGAGGUUGUAGACGAGCACGAUGUCAGGAGACACGGAGGAGGACUCGGUGCCUGGCUCGGACUCUGGACAUGGUGUUGGAUUGGUUCCCUCAGUAUCGGCUUCCUUUUAGGUGCUGCGAUUAUCGACAGUCUUCGGCCUGCAUGGGGCUUCUACCUGAGUAUCAUACUCAUUGUCAUUACCCUCUUGCUGAACACGGUGUGUCCCGAAGUCAGAAGAUCCGCAUUCCGACGAUCUGUUGCAGAAGUCCGGACCGAAACGGCCAUCUCCCGGCGUCUUGCACGAGGGGAGGUCAUGAUGCACAGGAUGAAGACAGGGCCCAAGUGGUGGGGACAGGAGGUCUGGCAUGGCGUACUCCUUUCGCUCGAGAUGCUCUGCCAGCCCGGUUUCGCCAUCAUGGCUGUCUACGUCGGUUGGAUCUAUGCUCAAGUCGUGCUCAUCAUAUUGUUUCUGGGAUCACUGUCCUCGAGAUUCUACAGGAUGCGGUCGCCAUUCGUCGGUCUCAUGGUUGCUGCCAUCGCCUUGGGCGCGCUGGUGGGGAUUCCGUUCCAGAAAGCCAACCUUUUCUCGCGCGCGCGGCACCGUGAGCAGAAUACCAGCAGGAUGACCCUUGACAACAAGUUCCUCUGGACAUCUCAUCUCCUCCGCCGUACCAUUUUCGCAAUUGGUCUGCCUUUGGCUGGCCUCAUCUACACCAUGGUCUCGGAGGGGCCCCCGAUGCACCCGAGCGUUCCCGCCAUCGUCGCCGCCCUCAUAGGAUUUCUCUCCUGCUUGGCCAUUUCUGAGUGCAAUGGGUUCAUCAUGGAAACUUUUGACACAUCUGACCUGCAGCCAGGAAUGAUUGGACAUCCGCGAGAGGAGUCGGCCACGUCCAAGAAGAGGACAAACUAUUCCUCAUUCCCCAGAGUUAGUGCUGGCCUUGCCCUGUGCCACACCUUUGCCUUUGUCUUUGCAGCAGGAGCCUCAACUCUUGGCGGCCUCUCUCUGCGAAACCUCGGGCAGCGAGCCGCGACAGGUGUGGUGUCAGGUAUACUGUUCGUCUUGACAGUACUCCUUCUCAUUGGACUCAUCCGUUUCAAGGAGGUUCAAAUCAUUCCAGCCUGCAAGUCUUUUGAGAUGGACCGCUGGACUGAAGUCCGUCGCAAAUCGUUACACCGCCGGGCCUCGAUGCUGGAAGGCACACCCAGAACCGACGAUGCCGUGGCCGAAGACGAGCCGUGGCGUCCGAUCGUCAUUGGCAAUCCGGUAGCCAAGACGCGCCGUGUGAACAUCCUCGAGCUGGGCCCCAUGACGCGCUGGACUGAGAUUCGACGAAAGAACAAGCUCGUUGACGCCAAUGUCAGCGCUGGUCGAGCAGCGCUUGACGUUGUGCGUGAUGUCCGGGAACUCGUGUCACGAUCACCCAGCCAACGCAGCGUGACGGAGAGUACGCGGCGAGGACAUUUGCAUCGCAGCGGCGGUUCCGGCGGCAGCAACGACAUGGUGGAGCUGGGCAAUCUGAGGCGUCAAGCUGCGAGCACAUCUGCCAACAGCCACCACAGCUGGACCACGGCAGACCCGUACGUGGAGCGUGAAUGCGUCCUCGGCCAGACUGUGCGAGAAGAGCAGGAGGAGGAAGAGCCCAGCUACAUAAAGUCGGAUACAAGCGCCGAUGAAACGGCGGCGGAACAGUACAGCACACGCAUGCGGACUUCCAAGGUCAGACCGAUGUACCAAGGGCCACCAAAGGGGAAAGGAAAAGGAGAUUGA
Molecule: messenger RNA, 4326 nt
Organism: Verticillium nonalfalfae
Lineage: Eukaryota; Fungi; Ascomycota; Sordariomycetes; Glomerellales; Plectosphaerellaceae
Exons: 5
Coding region: 1-4326 (1441 amino acids)
Biological process (GO): transmembrane transport
Molecular function (GO): transmembrane transporter activity
Source: RefSeq, a predicted model, not a curated record